UAAUUAUCAAUAAGAUUAAACGGGUUAGUAGACUUAAAAGUAACAUAAAAAUACAAAUAAUCAAAUAUGAGCAUUCCGGCCAAAGGGCCGGGUUAUAAACUAGUAAUUAAAAAGGAACCCUUAUAUUUUCCGUUUGAAUCUCUCCCCGUAGUUCAUUCCUUUCCACUUCCAUAUCCUGACCCCCGACAAAACCCAGCCCAACGUCCACCACCAAACGAUUAAUCACAACCUUCAGUCGUCGGUGUCGACCCAAUCAUCGUCGUCGCCUCAUCACCUGUUGUUCGUUGUGCCUUAUCUCUUGGCGACGUGAUUCCGUUAACUUCCGUCGAAAUGUAAGCGUCGAAAAGUCGAGUCUUUCCCAAGUCCUUUUUGUUUUUGUGAUUGAAUAUUCUCCCUUUUAUAGUAGUUGAAUCGAGGAAUUUGCUUGGGAGGACCAUAAGGGACCAUUAAAGAAAUCGUCACGAUUCUGCCCCUGAACUAAGAGGUUAAAAAAUGAGAAUAUUGGAUUAAAUCGUCAUUGUAUAGCUAUGUUCUUUCUUACGACAAGCAACUCAUGUGAAUGACUAUUAAUUUGUCACUUGCCAUUGUAGAUGACUGAGUUUCUGGAUGUUCAAUACCAUCAUGGUGGAGUGAUGGACUUCUCUCAGAUUUGGAACCAAGAUAUGUUGGUGGGUUUUCUGUGAACAUAUCAGUGGAUGUUGAUGAAAUGUCAUAAUUUGAACUGUUGAACGUGGCUACAGUCCAGUUGAAGUAUGUAGGUGUACGGAAGAUAUGGUACUUGAAAUCGGGAGCAACAAUGACAGAUGGUCUACGUGAAAUACGUUUUGAUAAGGAUGUGGAAGGGUUGAUUGUCGAUGCAACCGAAACUAAAGAAGUUUCCGUAUUUGUAGAUACUAUUGAGUAGGAUGAUCAUAGGCGGAGUCAACCCUUUGGGCAUUGUAUCGUGACAGGGGUAAAUUCUGGGAGUACCAAAAAUACUCCAUAUAUGUUUAUACUAAGGAUGGAAUACAAUACCCAGUACAACGUAUUUUGUCACUAUAUCACAGCUCAUUACUUAUAAUAAAAUCGACAUUAAAUUAAUUUAUUAUACUAUAAAUGAAAUUUCAAUGGAAUAGAUCCCUAUUCUAUUAUUUGACCAACAAUCUUGAAGCAGUCCAGUGGCAGCGCCGAUUCCACUAGUUUUGACAGCAAGUGUAGAUAAAAUAUUUUCAACUUUGAGCUAUAUCAAGAACGAACUUUAAAGUUGAAUUCACGAGCAGUUUGCUAAUGGUUGCUUAGUGAGAUCCAUUGGAAAUGACUUACUUAAGAGUGUAGGCAAUAAAUGUAUUUUGUGUUUCUUUCAAAAUAUGAAAACUCGUCAUGGUUGUUUAUGAAGAUACCCAUUGUAUUUGUCGUUAUUUUUUAUAUGAAAAUAAAAUAUUUAGAUAUUAUUAAUUCAACUAUAUUUAUUAAAUAUCUAUAUAUUUAUAAUACGAAAAGAGGACGAGGUUAGUUUCAAAUCCUGCCUCCGCCACUAAGGAUGAUGGACUUAUGGGAGAUAAUGAGGAGCUGGACGUGUUUCAACUUUCAAGGUUUACCGGAGGGUGUUAAAUACAUAUAUGAGAGCUCUGUUGCAAGGAAAAUCAUCAAUGUGUCUGCCCCUGGUGAUUCCCUCGUGUCAACUGAGAACAAUUUAGCAUCUUGUCCCACAUCAUAUGAUUGCUCUGGGGAAGAAGUUGACCAGUCUCGUGUAUCUGAAGAUGGGGAGGAGGAGCCUUCAAAAGAUUACUUGGAGAUGGAACAAGAAACAUCUUAUUCUUCAGACAGAAUAUCUACACCAGGCAAUCAAAGUGUGUCGAAUGUUUUCAAUGAGGAGCCCGAGGAACGGUAUGCAAAUCUGCCAUUUUAUGAUCCUGAUUGUGAUCAUGAGGAGUUAUUUUUCAAGGUUGGGCUUAAAUUCCUCACGCUUGAGCAGUUCAGACUUGCUGUGUACAAAGCAUUUUGUUGAUAUUGGGGCAAACGUGGCAUGCACAAACAGCAACGAAGGUAGGCGGGAGUUUAAGUGUGAGACUCCACUUGUGAGUGGAGGGUACAUGUUGCUUGGUGUGUGGGGGGGGGGGGUGCAAGUUUCAUGGUUAGCCAGAUUGGGAAGCCUCGCACUUGUUCUAGAGCUAUUCGAGUUAACCUAGCUACUGCAACGUUUAUCGUACAACAUUUUAUUGAGUGGAUUCGAGUCAAUCCAAAAUGGUAAUCGAGCCUUAUUGCGGAGGUAAAGGAAGAAUCAGGUGUUGACGUUGAAGUUAGAACAUGCUACCAGACUAAGGUUAUUGCUAGGGAGAUGUUGAAUGGAACACUUGAGGAAGAGUAUCACAUGUUGAGACCGUAUAUGGCUGCUUUGAAGGCAUAAGAUUAUGUGGGACGUUUUGUUCUAGAUGUUGUUUUUGAUGUGGCUGCAGAUAGAGUGUAUUUCAAGAGGUUCUAUAGUGGGUUCUCUAUUCUGAAAAAGGUUUCCUCGCUGGUUGUAGGCAUAUUUUCUCAAUAGAUAGUUGUAUUCCAAAUGGUGAGAUAAAAGGUAUGCUACUCACGGCUUUGGCAAAGGAUGGGAAUAAUCACAUUCUCCCAUUUGCAUGGGUUGUUGUAGAGGUAGAGAACAAGGAUUCAUGGACUUGGUCCUUAGCAUAAUACAAGAAGAGUUACAGUUUGCAGAUGGGCGGGGAUGGAGUAUUAUUUCGGACCAACAAAAGAUAUUGUGACACUUUUGUGAUUUAUUACAAUCCCGGUUUAUUUUCCUAGUCGGUUUUUUGAAUCACGUUACUCUACUUUUUGUCGGGGAUGGUCGAAGCAAUUCAUGAUAUAAUGCUUAGCGCAUAACAUAAGAAGUGAUCUUGACAGGUGAAUGCAAAUUGGAAGGCAAAAAACAAGAAUGAUAGAAUGCAGAGCCUAUUCUAGAAGGCGGUAUACGCUUACAAUGAGGCAGAUUUUAAGGCUGUCACAGCUAAAAUGGAAAGUUAUGAACAAGAGCAGACCAAUGAGAAACCGUGCAAGGACUUCAUGGAUUAAGACCCAACCACCUUUUGUCGUACUUUUAUAUCCAUAGUCAUGAAGUCCAAUAGUGUUGAAAGCAACAUAGGUGAAAGUUGGAAUGGUGUGAUUGUGAAGCACAUAGAACAGAGGAUAAUAUAUAUGCUGGAAGGGAUAAGAGGCUACAUGAUGGUUCAGAUGAAGAAGAAGCAUAGAAAGUUUCAAAGAAACAGACGACUGAUAUUUCCUCUAGCUUUGACCAUCUUGGUUGAGGAGGAUGUGAAUGCAAGGAAGUGCCAUGCACGUGCUAGCACCAACAAUAUGAUUGAAGUGCGUAAUGGGAUAUCAUCAUAUGCUGUUGUUUUAUGUAGUUGUUCUUGUGGGGCUUCGGAACUGUCUGGAAUCCCUUGGUGCCAUGCUCAGUUGUCCAUUGGAUUGAUGAGACUCACUGUUAAUUAUUUUGUUCAUGAGUGCUACCUCGUGUCAACUGCUAGGAAGGUAAAUGCUUGUGAAAUGCCAUGUAUGGGCGGACCACAAACUUGACCUAGAGCUGAAGGCUUUCCAAUCUACCCGCUGAAGCAAAAUGCAAUGGCGGGGAGACCUAAGAAAAAAAGAAGAAAGGAAGUAGCUGAACUCGAGGUACGGAUACUAAAGAGUGGUAAGAGUG
Molecule: messenger RNA, 3667 nt
Organism: Linum trigynum
Lineage: Eukaryota; Viridiplantae; Streptophyta; Magnoliopsida; Malpighiales; Linaceae
Source: the annotation of a GenBank genome assembly